This is a messenger RNA of Labeo rohita (rohu), 4428 nucleotides long. Its product is annotated as semaphorin-7A. The transcript has 14 exons. Gene Ontology annotation, biological process: neural crest cell migration; positive regulation of macrophage cytokine production; negative chemotaxis. NCBI's taxonomy places the organism in Eukaryota, Metazoa, Chordata, Actinopteri, Cypriniformes, Cyprinidae. The record is from RefSeq and is a predicted model, not a curated record. Bases 136 to 1920 code for a protein of 594 amino acids. Gene Ontology annotation, molecular function: semaphorin receptor binding; chemorepellent activity; integrin binding.
GUUUCAGGAAAUUAACCCAUCUAUCACUAUCACGAGAACACACGACCGAAGAUAAGCAGUAAUCGCCCCGCCUUUAUUAAACUAACGUUACUCAGAGGAAGUUUAGUGACAGAUGAACAUCGGCGAUUACUGAAGAUGGAUCGGACGUGUUUUUGUGUGCUGUUCAUAUUCAUUUCAUGUGUCAGUUCGACAAAAGUACAUUAUGAUGCUCGAGUGACGGUGAAAAAUGAAGGUAUAACCAGGUUUUCUUUUGAAAACAAUAAUAUUAAUUUGGUGAAGCUUGUCAGCACUUCUGAUAACGAAGUCAUAUGGGUCGGAGGAAACGACGUCCUCUAUUCUAUCAACCCAACACAAGGCAUCAAACCCCAUAAGGUGGAUGUGACUCUUUGUAAGGAUGAAAGCAAAGAUUUAGACACUUCUCACCAUUUAUACAGGAUCUCUCUGCUCAGAGAAAGCAUUGACAACAAUCUCCUGUUCAUCUGUAGAUCACAUGAUGCAAAUACAGUGUGCUGUAACAUGAGCUCCAGCUAUUCUCCGAUAGACUGCUUCACAUCAGAAAAUUACGAGCCGGAUAUUAAUGAGCCGUCAUUACUUGUCAAUAAUAUGCUGUACUUUACCAAGUCUGAGAAGGGAUUGUACAGGAUCAACAAGGAUGACAAAAAUGACAACAUUUGGUCUCAGUCGAGUCAAGCAGAGCAAACAUACCUGAAGCUGAUUGCUGGUAAAGGCCAACACCAGGACAAAGUUUAUUCCUUCUUCGCAGAGAAACACAAAAGAAAAGACAGUGAAUUGGAGCACUGGAUUCCACGAGUCUCUCAGAGCUGCAUGAACGACAGAGGCGGUUCUAAGAGUCAACUACAGAGCAGCUGGACGUCCAUGAUUUACACCCGUCUGUUCUGUGGCAAAGGAUAUGAAUUCACUCAGAUGAUAGAUGUGGCCACACUAGAAACGGACAACACCACCAAAAUAUAUGCGCUUUUCAGAAACUAUUGGAAUAUGAGUGCUGUGUGUGUUUAUGACAUUAAUGAAAUCAGCAAUAUCUUCACUUCCUCUAAAUUCAUCUCCAACAAAGUUCCUGCGAAUCACCGGCCUGGAACGUGUGUGACUGACAGUACUACUCUAAGCGGUGAAGUGCUGGGGUUUAUGAAGGAGCGUCCAGAGAUGAAGGAUUCAGUGAUGCCAGAGAACGGCCCCUUGCUGUUCCAACACCACCAUUACACUCACAUCCAGGUGGACCGGGUACGAGGCCACACCGUCCUGCUUCUGUCCCUAGAAAGUGGACGGAUUCAUAAAGUGUUGGAAAAGCCUGUUUUUGUGAUUGCGGAGUAUCUGCCAUUUCCACAAGGGACGCACAUCACCAGCAUGCUGCUGGACGCUUCGAAGCAUCUGUAUGUGAGUUCCAGUAACGAGGUUGUUCAGAUUGACCUGCAGACAUGUCAUAUGUAUGGAAAUGACUGUAAAGAGUGCAGAUUAUCUAGAGACCCCUACUGUGGUUGGGAGGGUUUGCGCUGCACCUCCACAGCAAAAAAAUCAGUUCUGGACAUCAAAGACUGCACAGAUAUGCCUGAAGCGGCACCAUCAAAGACUGGAACCGGUGGUCAGAUGCCAGUGCAAGUCCUGCCAUCCUCUAAACACUUCCUGCAUUGCAAAAUAACGUCACACCACGCCACGUACCACUGGAAACACGGUGAGACGCACGAGGAGUGUGUUCAUUCCAAGCAGGACUGUUUGUAUCUCAUUGACAGUAUGAACAAAACUCACGAAGGGACGUACGAAUGCAUGUCGUCAGAGGACGGCUAUAACAGGAUGGUCGUCCGAUACGAGCUCAGCAUGAGCCGCUCAGACGCACUCAGUCUCACUCCUGCACUGCUACUGCUGCUCACAACGUCUCGUGUCCUGCUGCAGAACUUGUUCUUUUGAAAGUAUUACCUUGAAGAUGCCAUCCACAUCCUAUUUCAUAAUAGGGGUGGGAGAAGAAGAAGAAGAAAAAAAAAACAAACAAACAAACAAAAAAAACAAAAAAAACAACAACAAAAAAAAAAAAUCGAUUCUCCAAUGCAUCGCGAUUCUGUAUCAGCGAUUCUGAAUAUUUCAGAAUUGAUUCUGAGCUUGUUUUUUUCCCGCAUGUGGCUCGAGUGCGCACUAGAGACGUGGUGGGCUUCGUUGCACAUAAUUUGCACUGUAACGCAAAGUGAACCAAACGUGGAAAGCACCCUUCAGAGCACAGCAGCCAAAGUUGUGCUUAGAGGCGGUGUUUUAUAAUAACUUGCACUGUUAAAUCAUUCAUAAUUAGACUGGGAACAGUGAGUAAAUAUAGUAAAUACUCCCAGUAUUUGCUGUAUAUGUGCAAUACAGAGCUUGUAAAAGUUCAGUUAGUCAUCAGUCAUAAGAGUAUGAAAACACACAAGGCUGAUGUGGGAUAGAAUCAGUUAUUAAUGUGAUUUGCUGAGUCCACGCCUUUUUACUAUGUGGAGAGAUAUGAUAUGCAUCAUUGUUAUUAUUGAUAUUUUCCAUUAUCAGUGUUUCUGUCAUGUGAUCAGUCAAACACUGGCCACAUCUUCCUCAUAAUUUUGAAAAAAAAAAAACUUUUGAUGCAAAGGAGUCUAAACAAUUUAGUAGACAAAAAUAAAUUAAUAUUUGUAUAGACAUUUUUUAAAACAAAUUUACUAAAUUUUUGUAGGCAAAACAUUUAUAUUUUAAUAGACAAAAAUAAAUUAUUUUAAUAGACUUUUUUUAAAACUAAUUUAGGAAUUAUUUUAGAAGACAAAAAUUGAUUAAUAAUAUGAGUCUUCAUUUGUAUGGCGUUUUGAUCACUGCAACACUCCCAAAUUUUAGAGUUUAUAACUUUAUUAUUCUAACAUGAGGAAAUGAAUGAAACAGUGUGUCUGAAUGUUUGACUGCUAAUGUAUUUAUCGAAUGUAAUGCAUAAAUGUGUAGUCCUUGUGUGAUUGUCAUAGUGUUAAGACAUAUUAUUUAUUUUAAAAUUUAGAUAGAAACUGGAAGAAUUUUAUUGGAUCAGUCAGGAUCAUUAUUAUUUCUUACCAUUUACAUUUCAUUACAUUAGACAGUGAAGUGUCAAAUCAAGUGUUGUUAUUGUAAAAAAAAAAAAAAAAAAAGAUUGUGAAGAUUGUGACACACGGUGGUUUCUGAAAAUGUUCCGGAGAUAUUUUUCACAAUUAAUGUCACAAGACUUUUGGUCUGUGUUCUCAACACUGGGUGAAAUGCUUUGAUUGUAAAGUGUGUUGCUAAAGGGCAUAUUUUACAAUCAGUGACACUUCAGCAACAUGUAAUGACUUUUUUUUUUUUUAACCCUCAUUCCUUGUGUUUCUGGUCAAACCGGACCUUUUAACAACUGUGUACGAGUCUAUCAUUAUGCUAUUUUAACAACCUUAAUCAUUUUAUCAGCUUGUUUUCUUCAAUUAGCACAGUUUGUUUCUGGAACUGAUUGAUUUGAGCUCCUCAGUUUUUGAUAAAAAAUAUUUGCGGAUCAUUUUUGGAAUACUGACUCAAAACUAAGAUUAAUGAGGCCUAAGAUCAGUUAGUUCCAGAAUGAACUACAAAACCUGUGCUACAUUUUAAAAAAAAAAUAAAUAAAAAAUUAUGAGAAAUAAUGAGAAAUUUAAAAGCAGUUGACCGGGAACACCACAAGUUUAACAAGGUAGGAAGAAAAAUCCCUAAAAAGUACAAAAAUUAGUACCAAAACCAAAAAAUUAAUUGGGAGAAAAUUGUGAAGUGGUUAAUCCCUGUGUGGGCAAAGUCAUUAAGUUUUAUUCUAAUGCAAUAACAUCUGACUGACUCGUGUUUUAUUCAGUGUUGUUUCACAAUAAUAGUUUUUACAGCUUUUAAUGUUCUAUAGAGACUGUGACGCUGAAGUGCAAACAUUAUUCAGUUAUUCCUACUGUAAUGGGUUGAAUGUUUUUAUAAAGUGAUGCGAGUCAGUUAUUUAUAUCACGGAAAUGCAUGAAUAGUGUAUAUGAAUGUGUAAUGAGGUGAUGGGUAACUUUACAUAUAGGGAUGCGUGUAUAAAAUAUGACAGAUGUUUAUUUUUUCUUUUCCUGAAUUAACAGUGUAUUUUUGUAUUUAUUGAACUGCGAACUUCCUUAAAAUCUGUGAUGUUACAACCUCAACGGAAAAAAAAAAAAAGAGUCUGAUUUCGCAACAGAUCGAUGUGAAAGGCGAUCACACCCACCAUAGAGGAUCUGACACCCAACCUCUAACCUCUGUAAAGGUUGGGGAACUGGAACCAAAGCCUUCACAAGCCAUUACUCAUUUAUACCCUCAAGUGUUGGUGGAUUUGCCAUUUCACACACUGAUUUUUGUGGAAAGUGUCUGAAUAAAGACUUACAAAGCUGGAAAUGCUCCACUGUUUAAACCUGUCUUAGUCAGUGUGUAAAUAAAAGAUGAGCACACAGGAUGUGACUGACAACA